Messenger RNA from Cercopithifilaria johnstoni, 759 nucleotides. Lineage: Eukaryota; Metazoa; Nematoda; Chromadorea; Rhabditida; Onchocercidae. The record is from the annotation of a GenBank genome assembly.
AUGGUAGUAAAUGUGUAUUCGACAUCAGCAACAUUUGAACAAUGUUCGCGAAAUGAGCUUUUAGCGUUUGUCAAUAAUUUCUUGCGGUCCAAUUUUACACGUAUUGAGGAGAUGGGUUCUGGUGCUGCUUAUUGUCAAUUGACUGAACUUCUCUUCCCAGGAAAAAUCUCUUUGAAAAAAGUGAAAUGGAAUUCACGGAAUGAAAUUGAUUGGAUUGCUAAUUGGCGUUUACUGCAAACAGCCUGGAAAGAUCUCGGAGUAAAGAAGGGAGUACCAGUUGAACGUUUGCUACGGUCUAAAUUCCAGGACAAUUUCGAAUUUUUGCAGUGGUUUAAAAAAUUUUUUGACGCAAAUUAUGAUGGCCACCAGUAUGAUGCACUGCGGGCUAGAAAUGGCGAGCCACUUCCGGCAAGUUGGACUGUAUCAUCCAGAUCGGUUGCAUCAAAAGCUCCUGUAGUUGCCAGAAGUAAUCCUGUCACCAUAACGGCGAGAAAAAAUCCAUGUAGCGCUAGUCGAAACAUUGCAGCUGGAAAAAGUUCCGUCCCAAACACAGUAACUUUGCAGCGGGAGUACGAGUUCACAAUUCAGCAGUUAAAAGAAGACCUAAUAGAACUUACCAAACAAAGAGAUUUUUAUUAUGACAAGGUUCGAAAAGUCGAAGUACUUUGUCAGGAAGCAGAAAACAGUCCUACCGUUUCCCGAGAAGAAAUCCUGGAAAUUUUAUAUGAGACUGAGGUGGUUACGUUUCCUGAUUUUUGA